CUAUUGAAAAUCCAACAGCUAAGCUCGUCUCGUCCCUCUCUCUCUCUCUCACUCACUUCCAAUGCAGAGACAGUCCCUGGGUUCACCCGUCUCCAAGUUCUACAGCCAUGGUGGAGCAGCCAAAGACGACGCUCUCACUGCGGCGGAUGAUUCUAGACACAGAGACUUCAUUUCCUCAUCACUUUCUGGCUAUGACGACGACGACGAAGAACACCGCAAAUCAUCAAAACUUGUUCGCCGAUUCUCUUCGUCUUCACCAUCGUUUUCUUUAUCAUCAACGCCUCCCAAUCCUGAGAAACUCGUUCACUUUAUACCGCUUCUCACUCUCCUCUGCUUUCUCGUUCUUUACCUCGUGUCUCACAAUCCCUCUCAAUCUGAUCUAGCUCAGUUUCACGGAUUCAAGCCAUCCUCGAAGCAUAUAGAUUCAACUGAAAAUCUUGGCGUCGGCGCCGGACUUAGCGACGUCCGGAGAAGCGACAUUUUGGCGAUUCGAAGCCUCAAGAACUUGCAAGAGAUUAAACGCGCCUCUCCGAAAUCUCGGUCACACAGAAAAAUCGGCGACUUCUAAGGCGCAUUCUGGGAUUCUCUACUCGCCUGUGGGUUCUCUCUCCUCUUUCGUGGCACGUGCGUUACUGUUCCAUUUUUUUUUUUUUCGCGCAUGUACAUUUGCAUGUGAAUUUUUGUUGAUUUUGGAUUGUGAAAUCAUUUUGUAUCUCCUUCUGUUUGGUUUUUUAUUAUUAAAAAGUUUACUGCAUGGUUCAUUUAUUUC
This is a messenger RNA of Manihot esculenta (cassava), 769 nucleotides long. RefSeq lists its product as uncharacterized. The coding region runs from base 62 to 568 and encodes 168 amino acids. The record is from RefSeq and is a predicted model, not a curated record. NCBI's taxonomy places the organism in Eukaryota, Viridiplantae, Streptophyta, Magnoliopsida, Malpighiales, Euphorbiaceae. The transcript is spliced from 3 exons.